ACUUGACUUUCAACGUUGCAAAAUGAAAACCUUUUUUUUCAUAUUUAUUCCCCCGUUGGCAAAUACAAUUGGACUCAAGGGCUGUAUACUGUGACUGCCUGUAAAGCAACAUCAUACACAGUAUGCUAAAUAUAACUGAUGAACACUCGAUAUACGUCAUAGCUAGAUCUACCUCGAUUGGGAAUUGAGAGUAAUUCGAUUCAUUCUCAUGAAUUUGUUUGAUUCCGUGUGCAUGUUUGGUUCUUGUCUGGUUCUUGCGUUGUAUCCGUCUUCCUCGUGAGCUUGCUAGCUGAACUUGGUACUGGUUAUCGAGUAUUCCACCACCAUGGCACCCAAGAACCCGGUGAUGAACGUGGCCGUGUCUCCGGAAGACACCCCCCUGGAUGAUCUGGAUCACACACCCUACCCAUCCGGGUACCAACAGGAGCAGAAGCGGCCACCUUCAAAGAUCGUCUGGAGGAAUGUCGUUCUCAUGUGUCUCUUGCAUCUGGUAUCGGUCUACGCUCUUCUCUUCACCAUCUGGAAGUGCAAGAUGUAUACCAUCGCCUGGACUGUUUUCCUUUACUUCUUAACUGGUCUUGGAAUAACCGCUGGAGCACACCGACUUUGGGCUCAUCGUUCUUACAAGGCAAAGCUCCCUCUACGAACAUUCUUAGGCAUGUGCCAAACAAUGGCCUUCCAGAAUGAUAUAUUCGACUGGGCACGAGAUCAUCGCGUCCAUCACAAGUUUUCCGAGACGGAUGCUGAUCCCCAUAAUGCAUUGCGUGGUUUCUUUUUUGCCCACGUUGGCUGGUUGCUAGUCAAGAAACACCCGGAUGUCUUCGAGUACGGAAAGAAAAUCGAUUUCUCUGAUCUCCUGGCAGAUCCAGUAGUCAAAUUUCAGAGAAGGUUUUACCUACCACUCGUUAUAUUAUUCUGCUUCAUCAUCCCUACCUACGUACCUACCUACUGGGGUGAGUCUGCGUUGAAUGCUUAUUUGGUUUGCGGUCUACUCCGGUACUGCCUCAAUCUGAACGCAACAUGGCUGGUGAACAGCGCCGCCCACAUGUGGGGCCAGCACCCCUACGACUACACCAUCCACCCAGCCGAAAACCCCAUUGUCACCACUCUAGCACUGGGCGAGGGCUGGCACAACUACCAUCACGUAUUCCCGAACGAUUACCGGACCGGCGAGUUCGGUUGGCGGAUCAAUCCGACUUCGAUAUUCAUCGACGUAAUGGCGUGGUUCGGUCAGGUUACGGAUCGUAAGUUGAUCGCGCCUAACAUCAUCGAGGCCCGUAAGCAGCGCACUGGGGAGAAGGUUCAACAUAGUGAUUAGCUCUCGUUUACGACAUUUUUUUUUCAGCGUGUACAGAGUAAAGACUGAAUGAUAUGUGAUGGGAGAGGGAUGUAGUAAAUGCGUUCUCUUUAAUCCUCGUAGCAGUAUUACAAUUAUUUUUUGAAACGAGAAUCUAGUUUUCUUUAUGUAUUAAGGCGCAUGCACACCGAAUACAAUCCGGCAAACAGUGCCCAUAACCGUAUACUAAUUGCGAAAUAACAGUUCAGGAUAUAUCUAUUUGCCUUAUAGUAAAAAAAAAUCAUCUUCACUUUUCUGUGAACUGUAGUGCCGAUGAACCGGAUUUGGGUUAUUACAAUAAAGUUUAUUUUCUUUAGGUGAAUAUCUUUUUCUUGUUAUGAAUUCGUUAGUCUCAACUUUUCAGUAAACAAGUACAAAAACUUUGUUUUGAUAAAUAUUAGUGAUUUUUAGCAUAGUCAGCCGCCCCGCCCUACUUCUAAAACCUUUAGGGCGAUUCGAACUCAAACUUAUUUUGAAAUGAUUCAGUACCCACUAAGGGAAAACUAAGCAUUUGAAAUUUGAUAGAUGUGUUUGAUUUCAAAAUGAUAUAACAAUUAAAUUUAAGUUAUUUAAUUUAAUUUAUUGGUUUUUUUUUUGAGGGGGGGGGUCUUAACCGCGAAAUAAAAAAAGGGGUCAUUCAUUGUAUGGCCCAUUCAUUCGGAACAUGAGCGUGAUGAGAAGAAAUAGAAGCCUUAUUAUUCAGACAAUAUUUUCACAUAUAUUAUGGAGCUUUGUAGAUGAAUUAAAACGAACGAUGACUAUUUCUAUGCGUAAGUAUUGAAUAUAUAUUUUUAGUCACGUGAUGCAUUGCGCAAAGAGGAAACAGCCGAAAAUUUUUAGCGAAAAUGGGGAGCAAUCGCAAGCGCUGUUUCAAUAUAAGUUAUCUGGGGGUUAAAAAAAACAACUGCAGUAUUUACAACGUUAUUCAAAUGAGAAGACUUCAGAAUACUGUUCGUCCCAGUGUGAAUAUUAAUUGAUUUAAGAGUUCAAGAAUCUAUUUGAGAAUGCAGUUGUCCACUUUGUGCUUAUAGUUUCAGUUUUGAAGAGGAUAACUUGAUUUAUAAUCGUUGUUUCGUAAUGAGUAUUCGAGUAAAGUCUUCGAAGUUGAUAUUUGAAAUUGAUUUUGAUGCGACGACAAAAUGUAAGAAUUAUUGUAUAUAUUUUGUAUACAACUAUAUAUAAUUCAUUUUGGUUGAAUUGUUUUUAACAACUGCCCUAAACACUAGGGCCUAUAGUCUGUAUUAUCAUCUCUGGAGAUUAUUAUAAUAUUUUUUGCAAGGUCGAUAAAAGCUGAUAUUUUGUCUUUCGAUAGUAUUCGUUUUUAGGACACCGACCUCUGAAGAACAUUUCAAAGUGAAUGUUUUUCUUGUAGAUCAUGAAUGUAGUUUUGUUUGAUGGUUUUUGCGAUAGAUUUCAUUAUGGAGAGGCAUUUUAUAUUGUGUAGGGAUUGGUGAUGGUUUACCAGUUUGAUGUAAAGUACAUGCGAUUAGAUUAUAAUGGGUAUAUUUGUUGAUUGGAAAUUGGAGAUAUAACAAGUGAUCAAAAUCACUAUCAGAAUAAAAUAAGUUUUGAGUGAUGGUUUUUGCGAUGGAGAGGCAUUUUGUAUAUUGUUUAGGGAUUGGUGAUGGUUUACCAGUUUGAUGUAACUCGCAUGCAGUCAGAUUAUAAUGGGUAUUGUAAAUUGCAAAUAGGAGAUAUAACAACUGAUCAAAAUCACUAUAAAAAUGAAAAUAUUUAUAUUGUGAUCGUAAAAAAUAUGUCUACGCAUUGAUUUAAAUAGAAAUGUUUGCGUAUAUGGUGCUCGUGUGGUUCUUAAGAGAUCAAAUUUUUGUUCUUCUUCUUUCUCUUAUUAUUAUUGUCAUUAUUAUUAUUUUCUUCGAUUCUUCUUCUUCUACUACUUCUUCGUCUUCUUCGAUUCUUCUUCUUAUUCUUUUUCUUCCUUUUCCCCCUCCUUCCUUUUUUUCCCAUUUAUCUAUUUCCCCGUUUUGUUCUGUUAUUCUAUUGUUAACUUUUGUUGGCCUUUGUUUAAUUCAGAAUACUUUCCUCCGGUCAAAUCGCUGACUUUUAUGUGUUUUAAUUCGCCCCCAGUGCCAUGUGACAUAAAGCUUAGUGAUUGAUCUUUGGGCAGAUUUCUACGAUUGACUUCAUUUAUUACGAUGUAAUUAUCAAGUCUCAGCCCCACGAGCAAUUCCUCACCUUUGUGGUACUGGGUGACCAUUUUACGAUUAACUUGAGUCAAUUAACACACUACUAUUAGUCACAUAUUUGAUUGUGUAUCACAUGACACACUCAUUAUGGGACAUGUUGAGUGUGGCACACAUAGGUUUGUAAAUGUAAAACGUGCAAUUGUGUCAUAUAACACACUAGUGUAUCAUGCUACACACAGGUGUGUCGUUGGACACACAAGAUUAAUGUGAAACGUGUAAGUGUAUCACGCAACUCUCAGAUGUGUCAUUGGACACAAGUGUGAAACGUAAGUGUAUUAUACAGCACUCAUGUGUGUCAUUGGAAGACGACAAGUGUGGAACGUGUACGUGUUUCAUGCAACACACAUGUGUAUCAUUAGAUAGACAAGUGUGAAACGUGUACGCGUUUCAUGCAACACACAUGUGUGUCAUUAAUAGACAAGUGUGAAACGUGUAAGUGUAUCAUGCAACACACAGGUGUAUCGUUGAAAACACAUGUGAAACGUGUUAGUGUAUCAUGCAACACACGUGUGUCACGUCAUUGGACACAAGUGUGAUACGUGUAUAUGCAACACAAGGUUUGUAAUAAGCCAGUUCGGAGUUCCAUUCUGCGCAUGAUCAGAAGAAGGUCAUUUGAACUCUUGAUGGCAUGGUGGUUUGAUAUUUAAUGAGAUAAGCACCGACACUGGUGUCUUGAUUAUUCAUAUAUUCCUUUUAAAUGCGUUUCCACCCUGUUUCCACUGGAAACCGACUGGAAAGCAACAAUGCGUUCAGUAACAGCUGGUAUUUAACAUGUCUAACAGUUGGCCUAGUACAUUGUAAUAGCAACAUGCGAAUGCAUUCAAAGUAGAAAUGCAACAAACACCUUUAUAAAGUGUUCAUUGAUUGAUAUUCUAGUCACAUGGUCUAUGCAAUUUGUGCAUCUUGCUAUGUCUGGCCAGCUUAUGUAAUAUCUUGCUUUGAAAUUUGCCUAUCCUAAUGGAAGAAAUGAAAGGUCAAUUGUACAAACUUGCCCAUGAGGUAUCUAUUGGACACACCAAGAGCUGUUAAUAUUCCUCGUCCUUCUCGAUCUCUGCUAUAUACCAUUUGGAUCUAGAAUCUUGAUAACAAAGGUUGUCACCUAUAUAGAAAAAAGUUGAAUAUAUUGUUUGUUUUAUUACAAAUAUUUGGUUGCCUUGGUCAUGUUCGCUUAACAUGUUCAAUGUGUGUGAUCUUUAGGAGUUGACUCUAGGAAAUUAUUCAUGUUCUUUGUCACGUUUAAAACAUGUAACUUUGUUUACUUGUAAAAUUUUGCGUUCGAUGAUGUGUUGCUUGUAAAUAUGUUAAUUUGAACAUAUAAAUACAACAUGAACGUAUGUCAUAGCACCAAGAAUUCUAUUUUAAGAAUGUGUCUCGUCGUAACUGCAAAAUAAGAUAAGGAUUUCUUAUAUAUUUGUCUUCGUUUUUAUUAGAUACAGAGAGUACCGAAGCGAUGACGUCAGUUGCCAUCAAAUGAACCCGCCGAAUGAAAGUGCGUGUUUCUUAUAUAAUAUAGGAGAAUGGCUGCUAUGGGAAUUUUAUCGCUUGCAACUUAUUUUUCAGACGAGCCAAAGUCAUUUGCAAAGUGUACAGACGACCGUCACCUGCGACUUUGUUUAGAAGUUAGAACCAGCCCGCCAUGACACCAUGGCAACUGAAGUCACACUUCGGUACUCUAUAACGACCUUUUAAUUUGACUGACGCAAGCAUUACUCCUAGGAGUCUGAUGUAGGGUGAUGUCCCUUCAAACAAAUAUUUUGGAAAUUCUGAUUUUAGUUCUUCUGUUAUCAAGUGCCAGUCAACUUAUUGUUUGCGUUUGUUGAAAGAAUGAAAAUUUAUAAACGACUAAAUAAAUGCACGCAAUUUAUCAGUGUAACAUGAUAAAUUA
This is a messenger RNA of Lytechinus pictus (painted urchin), 5428 nucleotides long. RefSeq names its product stearoyl-CoA desaturase 5-like. NCBI's taxonomy places the organism in Eukaryota, Metazoa, Echinodermata, Echinoidea, Temnopleuroida, Toxopneustidae. Gene Ontology annotation, cellular component: endoplasmic reticulum membrane. The transcript is spliced from 5 exons. The record is from RefSeq and is a predicted model, not a curated record. The coding region runs from base 326 to 1318 and encodes 330 amino acids. Gene Ontology annotation, molecular function: stearoyl-CoA 9-desaturase activity; iron ion binding. Gene Ontology annotation, biological process: unsaturated fatty acid biosynthetic process.